AUGACGCGUCCAGGUGUAAUUAAAUACACUACCACAGCUCAAACUGGGGCCAUUAGCACAGCUUAUGACAAUUAUCCUCCAGCUGCAGCCAUGUAUGAAGGCUUUGGCAUGAGUGCCGCUACUCCACGCCAAUUAUCACAGCAGCAGCAGCAGCAGCAGCAGCAGCAGCAGCAGCAGCAGCAGCAGCAGCAGCAGCAGCAGCAGCAGCAGCAGCAGCAGCAGCAGCAGGAACACCAGCAGCAGCAGCAGCAGCAGCAGCAGAAGCAGCAGCAGCAGGCACACAGCAUAGCAGCAGCAGCAGCAGGCUGCAGCAGCCAGGAACACCAUAGCAAGCAGCAGCAGCAGCAGCACCAGCAGCAGGAACACCAGCAGCAGCAGCAGCAGCAGCAGCAGCAGCAGCAA
Cherax quadricarinatus is the source of this 402-nucleotide messenger RNA. The record is from RefSeq and is a predicted model, not a curated record. NCBI's taxonomy places the organism in Eukaryota, Metazoa, Arthropoda, Malacostraca, Decapoda, Parastacidae.